Colletotrichum gloeosporioides is the source of this 234-nucleotide messenger RNA. RefSeq lists its product as uncharacterized. The record is from RefSeq and is a predicted model, not a curated record. NCBI's taxonomy places the organism in Eukaryota, Fungi, Ascomycota, Sordariomycetes, Glomerellales, Glomerellaceae. The transcript has 2 exons. The coding region runs from base 1 to 234 and encodes 77 amino acids.
AUGUACAUGGCAACAGUCGCGUCUUUGAGGGAUUGCAUUACACAUCGGGUGGAUAUCGCCAAGAUUAGAUUAGAUAAACCGGAUGAGCUGCCCGACGCGGAUGGCCUUUUCACCGCGACAAACGCUCCGGGCCCUGCGAUGGCUCACGCUGUCGAUGGAGCAUAUCUGCCAGUUUACCAUUAUUGCCACAGCCUCAAGUUCGGCGUUGAUUCUGGUAGCUUCGUGCCUGUGUAG